ACGGAUACAUAGUAUUAUUUAUAUACACAAAUUCAUAACUGGAACAAAGGGUCAUAGAGGAAUAUAUAAAGAUAACAGAGAAAGUGAGUUGAGAGAUGGAAAAAUGGAUGUCUUUGGUGAUGAUACUUUUGUUGUUAAUAUGGUUGAAAACUAUGAGACAAAGCUUUGGAGUUGAAGCUGCAGAAGAAGUGACAUACGAUGGAAGAUCUCUUAUCAUCAAUGGCCAUAGAAAUAUUCUCUUCUCUGGUUCUAUUCAUUAUCCCCGCAGCACCCCUCAGAUGUGGGGAGACUUGAUAGCGAAAGCAAAACAAGGAGGAUUGGAUGUUAUACAAACGUAUGUGUUUUGGAAUCUUCAUGAACCUCAACCCGGCAAGUAUGAUUUUAGCGGCAGAUAUGACUUGGUGAGAUUCAUAAAAGAAAUUCAAAGUCAAGGCCUUUAUGUUUGUCUAAGAAUUGGACCCUUCAUUGAAAGUGAAUGGACAUAUGGAGGAUUUCCAUUUUGGCUACAUGAUGUCCCUGGCAUUGUUUACCGAACAGACAAUGAGCCAUUUAAGUUCUACAUGCAAAAUUUUACAACAAAAAUUGUCAACAUGUUGAAAGAAGAAGGUUUAUAUGCUUCACAAGGAGGUCCAAUUAUAUUGUCACAGAUUGAGAAUGAAUAUCAAAACGUCGAAAAAGCAUUCGGUACGGCAGGAUCGCGGUAUGUUGAAUGGGCCGCAAAAAUGGCAGUAGGCCUUAAUACCGGCGUACCGUGGGUAAUGUGCAAGCAAACAGAUGCUCCGGAUCCUGUGAUCAACACAUGCAAUGGUAUGAAAUGUGGAGAAACUUUUACAGGACCAAACUCUCCUAAUAAGCCUGCAAUGUGGACAGAGAACUGGACAUCAUUCUAUCAAGUGUAUGGUGGAUUGCCAUAUAUACGGUCUGCUCAAGACAUUGCGUUUCAUGUCACUCUUUUUAUCGCAAGAAACGGAAGCUUUAUCAAUUACUAUAUGUAUCACGGUGGAACAAACUUUGGGAGAACUGGCUCUGCUUAUACUAUAACAGGUUAUUAUGAUCAAGCACCGCUCGAUGAAUAUGGUUUGUUCAGACAACCAAAGUAUGGACAUCUCAAGGAGUUGCAUGCAGCAAUCAAGUCUUGUUCAACCACUUUAUUACAAGGAGUGCAGAGGAAUUUCUCCUUAGGUGAAUUACAGGAAGGUUAUGUUUUUGAAGACAAAAAUGGAGGAUGUGUUGCAUUCCUUAUAAACAAUGAUAUACGGAACAAUGUUACUGUCCAAUUCCACAAUAGUUCAUAUGACUUGCUCCCCAAGUCAAUAAGUAUCUUACCAGAUUGUCAAAAUGUAGCUUUCAAUACUGCAAAUGUAACUACAACCAGCAACAGAAGGAUCAUAACUUCAAGACAAAACUUCAGCUCAGUUGAUGAAUGGCAACAAUUUCAAGAUGUGAUUCCAAAUUUCGAUGACACUUCAUUAAGAUCAAACUCAUUACUCGAGCAAAUGAAUACAACUAAAGACACUUCUGAUUACCUUUGGUAUACUCUUAGGUUUGAAAACAAUUUAUCUUGCAGUGCUCCAAUACUUCUUGUUCAUUCUGCUGCUCAUGUUGCUCAUGCUUUUGUGAACAACACAUUCAUUGGAGGUGUGCAUGGAAACCAUGAUGUGAAGUCAUUUACAUUAGAGCUUCCGGUUAUAUUAGACAAAGGAACAAACAACAUUUCUAUUCUCAGCGUUAUGGUUGGACUUCCGGAUUCAGGCGCAUUUCUAGAAAGAAGAUUUGCUGGUUUAAUGAACGUGGAACUUCAGUGCAGUGAAGAAGAGACUCUUAACUUGAACAAUUCUACAUGGGGAUAUCAGGUUGGAUUACUUGGAGAACAAUUAGAAGUAUAUGAAGAACAAAAUAGCCGAGACGAUAAAUGGACUGAACUCGGAAAUAUCAUGAUUGAUGAAACUACUCUCACUUGGUACAAGACAACAUUUGAGACACCGAAAGGAGAUGAUCCUGUGGUGUUAGACCUUAGCUCAAUGGGGAAAGGUGAGGUUUGGAUAAAUGGACAAAGCAUUGGUCGCUAUUGGAUUUUGUUUCAUAAUUCCAAAGGCAAUCCUUCACAAUCAUUGUAUCAUGUUCCUCGGUCUUUCCUUAAAGACAGUGAAAAUAGUUUGGUUUUGUUUGAGGAAGGUGGUGGGAACCCUCUUGGUAUAUCAUUGAAUACUGUUUCAGUUACUGAUUUACAAGAUGUCUUUUCUAAGUUAUCACUUCCCACUUUUACUUAACGUUACAGAGAGAAUAUAAAACACAUAAGUAAAUCAUACUUAUAGAAUUAUAUUGAAACCUAUGCAGAUCUGGAUUGAUUCUUUGUACACCAAAAUAAUUAAUCUAAAGGAAUUUCAUUGUAAUCCAUAUAAUUCCUGACAAAAAAUUGUUAUUUAAUUGGAAAUUGAAUUUCAUUUGACCUUUCUUGAUCACUUCUGACUAUAAUUGAAAAUUGUAAUAUUUAAUCUAAAGAAAUUAUAUUUAAAAGUUUACGCAUCAACUUUUAUACACCAAAAUUUGAAGGAAAAUAAUUUAGACAUAUUUCCAAUCAAAUUAUUAUAUCUCGAUACUAUUAUUAUUGUUUAUUCCUAAAGCAUCCCCACAAAUGCUUAUAAAGUUAGAUGUAUGGAUGUAAGUGUUAAAAGUUUAUACAAUUAAUUUUUUUUUUUUAUCAAAUACGAAUUCUAUUUUUAUCAGAAAGAAGAUUCUCUUAAGGCUUACUUACAACUCUGCUAUUAAUAUUCAUUUGUGCUGGAGGUUUCUUAACAACAAUCAGAGCUGGACUAAUCUGCUUAAGGCCAGGGUUAAAAGAAAUGGCAAGGUCAUUAAGUAUUCAAUAAAGUCUUCAAUUUGGAUUGGCAUUAAAGAAGCUCAUGAAACAGUCUGAAAUAAUUGCAUUUGGAUCAUUGGGAAUGGUAGGAAUUUGAAUUUCUGGUUGGACAAUUGGCUUGGUGAAAAUCUAGCCUGCAAGUAUAAAAUUUCGGAAUGGUUUUAUUAUGCUUUAACUUCAACUGUUAGGGAUUCGUGGUCUAACAAUGCUUGGUCAAUCAAUAGUAACAUUCAAAUGGCUCUUCCUACUCUCCUAAACUCAAUUUCUAACAUAUCUAUUCCUGAGGUUGAAGUUCCUGAUGCUUUUGAUUGGAGGCAUAAAGCUAAUGGCAUUUUUACUAUUAAGGAUGCAUACAACUUGAUUCUCAAGUCGUGUCCUUCGGUUAACUGGUCAUCCUUUCCUUGGGACAAGGAUUCUCCUCCCUCACAUUCAAUGAUUGUUUGGAGAUACAUCCACCAUAAAAUUCCAACUGAUGAAAACCUGAUGCAGCGUGGUUUUUCCUUUCCUUAUAUGUGCAGUCUUUGCUUAUCCCAUCCUGAAAAUUCUGAUCACAUAUUAUUUGAAUGCAAAUAUGUGAGGAACUUAUAGCAGUGGCUUGGUAACAUUCUUCAACUGAAUUUCUCCAUAUAUUGCCUUGAGGAUUGCAGGAAGAUUCUUGAUCGUAACUGGUCUCCUCAGGCAAAAGCUGUGGUUAAUGCUAGCAUUGUGUGUAUUUUCUAUCAAGUUUGGAAUGCUAGGAACAAGGCCAGAUUUAAGGACAAUUGUAUUCACUAGAAAUCCUGUAUUUCUAUGGUUACUGCUCAUGUGAAGCUGGUGAGUAACAAUUCUAACAGGAUAUCCAACUCUUUUAUCUCCAACUUCUCUAUGCUCAAAAGAUUUAACAUCACUCUAAAUCCUAGUAAAUCUUUGACUACUGUGGAUGUCCUUUGGUCUCCGCCGAAUCUUGGUUGGGUGAAAUGCAAUAUUGAUGGCGUUGCAUCUGGCUCUCCUUGGAGCUCCGCGUGUGGAGGCAUUUUUAGUGACCAUGAUGCGAACCAUGUCCUUAGUUUCAGUGCUUUCUUGGGUAGCGAAUCCCCGGAAUCUGCGGAAUUCUUAACAGCUAUUAUGGCCAUGGAAAUGUCUAAGAAAUUAAAUCUUUCUAAGUUUUGGUUAGAAUCUAACUGCAUGCUUCUUGUUAAAGCUUUCAAAGACCAUAAUUUAGUGCCUUGA
Vicia villosa (hairy vetch) is the source of this 4069-nucleotide messenger RNA. Its product is annotated as beta-galactosidase 6-like. The record is from RefSeq and is a predicted model, not a curated record. Gene Ontology annotation, biological process: carbohydrate metabolic process. The coding region runs from base 96 to 2270 and encodes 724 amino acids. Lineage: Eukaryota; Viridiplantae; Streptophyta; Magnoliopsida; Fabales; Fabaceae. The transcript is spliced from 17 exons. Gene Ontology annotation, cellular component: cell wall; vacuole. Gene Ontology annotation, molecular function: beta-galactosidase activity.